UUGUUUAUUUCUGUUCAGUGACAUGCAGAAAGCGUGCGCAGGCUCCGUGGCCUCAGUUUUCUCCUCUCUGGUCUUAUGUCCCACUGAGCUGGUGAAGUGCCGACUGCAAGCAAUGCAUGAGAUGGCCACAUCUGGCAAGAUCGCCCACAGUCAGAACACAGUUUGGUCAGUGAUCAAGUCCAUUAUGCAUAAUGAUGGUCCUGCAGGGUUCUUCCAGGGUUUAACCACUACAGUUGCCCGUGAGGUGCCUGGAUAUUUCUGUUUCUUUGGAGCAUACGAGCUCUGUCGCUCUCUCUUUGCUGAGUACAUGCACUGUGGCAAGGAUGACAUAGGUAUGCAAACAGUUACAGUUUCUACACGUUAUGAAGCCAGCCGCAAAAUCAUGAUGGCACAGUUUGACAGCUAA
Messenger RNA from Sinocyclocheilus grahami, 406 nucleotides. Its product is annotated as mitochondrial ornithine transporter 1-like. Gene Ontology annotation, cellular component: mitochondrion. The transcript is spliced from 3 exons. The coding region runs from base 23 to 406 and encodes 127 amino acids. The record is from RefSeq and is a predicted model, not a curated record. Gene Ontology annotation, biological process: mitochondrial L-ornithine transmembrane transport. Lineage: Eukaryota; Metazoa; Chordata; Actinopteri; Cypriniformes; Cyprinidae. Gene Ontology annotation, molecular function: L-ornithine transmembrane transporter activity.